Messenger RNA from Lecanosticta acicola, 576 nucleotides. The record is from the annotation of a GenBank genome assembly. NCBI's taxonomy places the organism in Eukaryota, Fungi, Ascomycota, Dothideomycetes, Mycosphaerellales, Mycosphaerellaceae.
AUGGCGAAGAAAUCAGUAGCGCCCAACAACGUUCCGAAUACCGAACCCAUCGAUGAUCUCCCAGCAGAGUCCCACACCGACCCAGAAGAUGCCGAAGCAGAAGAAGAAUUCCACACAGAUCCCGAAGACGCGGAGCGGGAAGACCAGAUAGUGGAAUACCAUACCGACCCCGAAGACGCCGACGAAGACGAAUCAUCCGGCUCCAACCCGCCUCUCCUCUCCGCCGAAUUGCUCAAAUCUCAACCUUCAGAAGCACCGACUACAGUAAAAGUUCCGUGGGAUAAGCUCACGCGCAGGCAACGGAAAGUCCUGCGGGAUGAAAGAGGGAUUUCGAUGCAGGAGCUGCGGGCGGAGGCGCUCAAGAAUGGUGUGCUCGAAGCUGGAAUUGCUGCGCAAGUCAAGAGAGGCGUGAGACCGGCGGAUAAAGUCGCGGGUGCUAGAGUCAGCAAGACGAGGAGGAGUAAGAGGCACGAGAAGAAGAGGCGGACGAGAAAGCCUGAGAUGUCGGGGAAACAGCAGAUAUUGGAAAGUAGAAAGAAGCAGAGUGGGAGAGGAAGCGUGAAGAGAAAGGGUUGA